Aspergillus lentulus is the source of this 798-nucleotide messenger RNA. Lineage: Eukaryota; Fungi; Ascomycota; Eurotiomycetes; Eurotiales; Aspergillaceae. The record is from RefSeq and is a predicted model, not a curated record.
AUGAGACUACUAUGGUUACUAUUAGCAUGGCUGGCAUUUGGGGAAGUUUAUGCUCAGAGCAAGUGUGGGAUCGAGAUAGUUGAUGACAGCAGCAGCAGCAGCAGCAUCAAGCGCAGCGUAGGGUUCCUCCGGCUUGAGCGCAAUGUCACCUGGCCGGCGACGUCGACGACAGCCCUGGCAAAACGGAUGCAGCUGCCGGGGUCGCUGGAAUCGCUGGGAGAAUUCUACGAAAAGGAGCUCCCCAAGAUUUCGAAACCUAUCGCGACACGCGACGAAGCCCCCGAGGCGACCUGGAUGAGCGCGGCAAUCCUGCAGGAAUUCGGCCGGUUACGGAGGAAGGAGUGGAGCACCGGUCUUGAGGGCCUCAAGGGGUGCACCACCCUGUAUAUCAUCAGCCGCAAGGCACUCACUGUCACUGAUAUGCUGAGGGACGGAGGGAGAUACCACAGGAAACUCGAUGCCGACCUGAUCGAGGACGACUACAUCCGCGCCUACCUCAUCCGCCCAGCCAAGCCUUUCCGGCAGUUAGAAGAUCCAAACGCUGCCGACUACACCAUACAAUGGAAUCAGAUCCGUGACACUGUCGGCGAGCUGGUGCCCACGCUGCAAGACCCAUCACGCUGGACAGACAUUGCGUACGAGACGGUGAAAGAAGAUGAUGAACUCUUCAUAGGCAAUACAGUCAGAGGAAGGAAUCUCUUCAAAUACGACAGAGCUCAGGACAUUGGGGGGGGCCAAACGCAGCAAUGGGCUAUGUUGUGGGUUGAAGGCCAGAAGUACCAUGAGGACAAAUGGUGA